AUGAUUGCGCCGAUGUACAUUAAAGGCGCACUGCUGGUGGCAUUAGUUGCGUUAUUCGCGGUGAACGCAGUCCCCACAACGUCAGCAGCAGCUGCUCCAAAAAUCGAUGACGCUCUAACGGAAGAUAUUACUACCCAAGAACUACCGCAAACCACACAGGCUCCUCCAGAUGACAAGAAUACGACAACACCAGCAACAACUACAACUACUACGGAAAGUACAACAACUAGCAGCACCACCACUACUCCCAAGCCUACUACCCCUACGACAACCUCCUCCACCACUACCGUGACCCCUCCACCAACUACGCCACCAACUACUACCACCACGCCCGCUACGCCGACACCCGCGCCAACCCCGACGACGACGUCUACCGAAACUCCCACUACUCCGGCACCAACACCGGCCCCGCACUGUAACCGUUUCGACGCGUACUCCUUCGUUGGUGGUAUGAUUCUUGCCUACGGUUCGCUCGCCAUCUCGUUGGUACUGUACAAAUUUUACAAAACGCACUCGAACGCCGCCGGUAUCGCCAACAAUUCUAACAACUACCGCACGUUGUAA
Anopheles marshallii is the source of this 564-nucleotide messenger RNA. RefSeq names its product adipocyte plasma membrane-associated protein Hemomucin-like. Lineage: Eukaryota; Metazoa; Arthropoda; Insecta; Diptera; Culicidae. The coding region runs from base 1 to 564 and encodes 187 amino acids. The record is from RefSeq and is a predicted model, not a curated record. The transcript is spliced from 3 exons. Gene Ontology annotation, cellular component: cytoplasmic vesicle.